UUUAUUUCUAAAAGACCCAACCGGAAGCAGCACCUGGCGCGGGUCUCUGCAGCCUUCUUGUCGCGGAGCUUCUUCCCUCAAACGGUCCGAGGGCGCAGACAUGAGCGACCACGACGAGGACCUCGGUGCAUUUGACCCCAACAUACCAGAGGAGGGCCCUGCAGCGCCCCCUCCUGGCUGGCUGGAUGUCAUACAUGGAUACCAGGGCCACAAAGGAGGAGAGGAUGACAACCCGUUGUAUCCGCCCCCCCCUGCCUACACCCCCCAGCCUGAACUCAACAAGAACACUUUGGUGCCCGACGUCAGGGUCCCCAUGGUGUCGGAGGACGUGGCCCGAGACGCCCUGCUCAAGUUUGUGGAAUCAAAGUGGAGGUACAGCUCCAAACCCGCCAGGAACCUGGUCUUCAAAGAGCUGAAGCCCAUCACGGUGUACCGGUAUCGACUGGAGUCCUACACCGAGACCAGGACCAGCGCCUGGCAGUUUGAACCCUACAACGCAGGUCAGGUGGUGGAUGGUCCUCAGUACGGGGCGAGUCCUCCACCCUGGGACGUCCCCAUGACGCUGCCCCAGAUCUACAGCGACCGCGUGGAGAAGCUCCGCGUGCCGCACUCGUCCCUCGUGAAGCUGUGUCACAAGUGUAACGGCUGUGGAAGAACCCGCUGUGGAACCUGCCAUGGGAGAGGCCGGAAGCGCUGCACGUUCUGUCACGGUAACGGGCGCUCCAGGAACAAGCGCUGCACCUCGUGCCACGGCCGGGGCCGCAAGAGGUGUACCUUCUGCCAGGGCCACGGCUACCGGACCUGCACCGUUUGCCACGGCAGCCAAAACCUGCUGCACUUCAUCCUGCUCACCGUGACGUGGAAGAACGACAUCAGCGACUUCAUCCCGGACCGCCAGCCCGACUUCCCUGACAAGAAGUUUGAGAUGGUGACCGGAGAUCCUUUCUUUGUGGAUGAGAGCCUUCUGGUGUACCCGAUCCAGGGGUUCCCCGAUCAGGAGAUCUGCGACGUUUCUACCAAACUGAUUAACGAACAUCUGCAUCGCUUUCGAUCCACCAGCCGCAUCCUGCAGCAGCGUCAGACCAUCGAGCUGGUGCCUCUGACUCUCGCUCGCUACGCCUACAGCGGGAAGGACCACAGCUUCUACGUCUACGGGGUGGAGAACAAAGUGUUUGCCUCCAAGUACCCCUCAGCCUGCUCCAUCCUAUAAGACACACACACACACUCAUCCUCACUGUGUGUGUGUGUGUGUAGCGUCACACACACACAGGGGAGUCAGGCUGGGAAUGUAUUCACCAGAAAAUUAUAUAAUAUAAUAAUAUCAGCAUGCAGUCUCAUUGUCCGUGGUGCCUUCAAGGACCAAAGAGAGCCUUAACGUCUCUGUUACACACAAUGCUCUUCAGGAAUCUGCUACUAUGUAUCCUGAGAUCCGUUGUUAUGGAUACAUAUAUAUAUUUACAUGUCAGAUUAAUGGUGUUAGUAGUUUGUCUACUUCUCUCAGGUCUCCAGAUGAGGAGCAUCCAUCCAGAUGUUUGUCCACGCAGCCAAAGAAUCAUUCAUCUUUCAUAAAGGACACGAUGCCUCAGCGAUUUUACCACUUUGGAUUUUAUACGUAAUGUUUGUGAGAGUUUACGGAGGAAAAGUACGAUUCAGACCUCAAAUGCAUCGUGUUCUGGGUCGAUUAUUAUGGUUUUAUACAAGGCAUAAACAACGUGACACGAAUAAAGUCGUGUUAUCGUCC
This is a messenger RNA of Cyclopterus lumpus (lumpfish), 1741 nucleotides long. It is a transcript of the gene ssuh2.1, whose product is annotated as ssu-2 homolog, tandem duplicate 1. The coding region runs from base 101 to 1210 and encodes 369 amino acids. The transcript is spliced from 12 exons. Gene Ontology annotation, molecular function: heat shock protein binding. The record is from RefSeq and is a predicted model, not a curated record. NCBI's taxonomy places the organism in Eukaryota, Metazoa, Chordata, Actinopteri, Perciformes, Cyclopteridae.